AUGAGCGGGGCAGGGGUGGCGGCCGGGGCACGGCCCCUCAGCUCCGCGGCCCCAGGCUCCCGGAGUGCGACCCGCCCACGCCCGCGCCCUCCUGUCGGCCUGCAGCACGCGGGGACGCAGCCGGCUACGCUCGGGCUCAGCGAGGCACAGAAGCGGAUCCUGGACCUGGAGAAGAGCCUGCAGUUCCUACAGCAGCAGCACUCGGAGACGCUGUUCAAACUCCACGAGGAGAUCGAGCACCUGAAGCGGGAGAACAAGGAUCUCCACUACAAACUAAUCAUGAACGAGAAGCCUCAGAAAAAAGGCAGUCUCUCUACAUCCAGUCUUCAGUCCAACAAGUCUGCCUCCAACUCCACAGCAUCCGCCAACUCUCAAGGCAAGACCAGGCCCCAGCCCAGCUCCUUCAAGAAACAAGAGCUGAAGUCUGACGCCCUCCAAAAGACAGAGCUGGAAGAGCAGUCACUCAGCAGUGCUGCCCUGUUCCACAGCAGCAAGCUGGACAGAGCCUCUGGGGUGCAGGGACAGGCCAACUACAGCACCUCAAGUCACUCCUGGAAGGGAACCAAAGGCCCAAAGCUGCAGCUGAGGAGGAGGUGUGGGCAUCAUGGCUAA
Molecule: messenger RNA, 612 nt
Organism: Arvicola amphibius (Eurasian water vole)
Lineage: Eukaryota; Metazoa; Chordata; Mammalia; Rodentia; Cricetidae
Gene: Ccdc74a
Product: coiled-coil domain containing 74A
Exons: 6
Coding region: 1-612 (203 amino acids)
Source: RefSeq, a predicted model, not a curated record